Molecule: messenger RNA, 2127 nt
Organism: Xyrauchen texanus (razorback sucker)
Lineage: Eukaryota; Metazoa; Chordata; Actinopteri; Cypriniformes; Catostomidae
Gene: mrpl46
Product: mitochondrial ribosomal protein L46
Exons: 4
Coding region: 14-868 (284 amino acids)
Cellular component (GO): mitochondrial large ribosomal subunit
Molecular function (GO): structural constituent of ribosome
Source: RefSeq, a predicted model, not a curated record
ACGUGUGGUGAACAUGGCGGCGCCCUUAUGGAGAGUCUGUCGGCCAUUAUUGAGAAUAAUAAAUGGAUCAGGGACAUUAAACUUAGGGGUACGACAUUUGUCUUCUUCUAAGAAUCAAUGUUGUGCGCAAAGUCUCAGAACUGCAUCUCCCUGGGAACUGCAUGGAGCUGUAUGUCUGCAGAGGCUGCCAGUGAUCUCUCAAGACAGGAACCCACUAGAGGAGAAGUUCAUGGAAUUAAUGCAUCAGAUGGAGUUAGAGAGAAGUCUGCUUUCAGACCAUGAGUUGAGACUCAUGGAGGAUGCAGCACGUAUGAGUCGGAAACAGGAAGAUGACUAUGAUUCAGAUGAGGAGGAGGAUUAUGGAGGCAAAGAAAUUGUUACAGCACAAGAUCUGGAGGAUACAUGGGAACAGCAACUGAAGCAGUUUCAACCUGCUCUGAGGUCCAAUGUUGUUGACAAGACAGAUGUGAGUUCUUCAGAGCGUUGUUUAGCAGACAGCCUGAUCUUGCUGGUGAAAAAGGAUAUUGGCAGUCAAAAGCUCUGGCUCUUGCCUCAGAUACAGUGGCAGACUGGUGAGACGCUUCGACAGACAGCCGAUCGUGCCCUUGCAAGUCUACCAGGUGCAGAUCUGAAGGCUACUGUCCUUGGCAAUGCACCCUGUGGAUUUUACAAAUACAAAUACCCGAAAGACAUUCAGAAGAAGGGCAAUGUUGGAGCCAAAGUGUUUUUCUUCAAAGCUGUGCUGUCCAGCCAUAAGCACUUACCCCUUGAGAAAAAUUCAUUUGCCUGGGUGAAAAAAGAUGAACUCCAGGACUUCCUGAAGCCAGAGUACCUGAAACAAGUCAACCGCUUCAUAAUGGGUCUGUAAUAUUUGAAGAAAUGGACAUGAUGGAAAAUAUGAUGGGAAUGGUCUGUGAGUGUAUGUUAUUUAGGACAUGGAUUCCAAGAUGUUGGACACUAGAACUUAUCAGAGAAUUACAACAAACAAAAUUUGUGUUGCUCCAAUUGUCACCCACAUUAUACAGUAUCAAUACUGAUUUGAUAAUUUUUAGCCCAGACAAUUUGUUGUCAGUCACUGUCUUUGUGUAUUUAUGUCUGUGGAUGGUAUGAUUUGAGUUUAUUGAUCUUGCCAUCACUAUGAAUAGAAACUGCUUUCUCAGCAAGUGUGUGCAAAAUUAAAAAGGGUCCAGUUGUUCACUUUGAGUGAUCUCAUCUUUUCAUGUAUUGGUUAGGAUGAAAUAUUUUGGGCAGGAUGAAAAUUAUAUUAUUUGUUUUACCCUGCAUAUUUUUUUCUAUUUUCCUCUUUAUUUUUUAUCUCCACUGUCCUAACAUUAAAACAUGGUAAAUGGUCUGCACUUAUAUAGCGCUUUUUUAUUAACCUUAGAGUUUACCAAAGCGCUUUACACUGUGUCCCAAUCACCCAUCCACACUCACAUUCACACACCAAGGCGCUAGCCUGCCAUUGGGAGCAACUUGGGGUUCAGUGUCUUGCCGUAAGGACACUUUGGCAUGAGGAGCCGUCCCACACGGAGCCGUGGAGGAGCAGUGUGAACCACCAACCCUGCGAUUGGUUGCCGACCCGCUCUACCAUCUGAGCCACAGCCAACAGGCCAACGAAGCACUUAAAAAAUUUCUAGCCAACAACCUUUUUAAAAUAUUUCCACUUGAGGGCAGUAGUUAGACAAAGAAUGGAGGAUAGAUCAUCCAGUGGGGAUUCCCCUCCCCACCUUUUAGAAGAAAAACACAAAACUAUCCUGAUGCUUUUGGACAGCAUAUUUCUGUCUUUUCCUAUUUAAAUGCUUUUUACUUAGGGUUCUCUUGCCUUUUAUGUCUUUCUCAGGUCAUUGACUUUUAUGCUGUGCUUGUGGAAAUGGGGAUUAGUAAUACUAUGAAUUAUUUAGGGCUCUUGAUUAUGUAGGUCUUGAAAAUUUGGCUGUAGACAGUCAUUUCAGUCAGUGUUUUGGGAUUUGGUGGAGAAAUUACUUAACUGGUAAAACUUAAAAGUCCUCAUAAAUUGUGCAGCUGUGGGCUCUACAGUUAUAAAACUGAUGACUUGUUUUGUGCAAAUGUGUGUUCUUGAGAAGGGAACAGGCCAGUUUUUUGUAAAGUUAUGAAACAGUGAGUGAA